This is a messenger RNA of Passer domesticus (house sparrow), 933 nucleotides long. It is a transcript of the gene NPW, whose product is annotated as neuropeptide W. The record is from RefSeq and is a predicted model, not a curated record. Gene Ontology annotation, biological process: feeding behavior; G protein-coupled receptor signaling pathway. The transcript has 2 exons. Gene Ontology annotation, molecular function: G protein-coupled receptor binding. NCBI's taxonomy places the organism in Eukaryota, Metazoa, Chordata, Aves, Passeriformes, Passeridae. Bases 125 to 562 code for a protein of 145 amino acids.
CUGCCGGGGCGGAGCCGCGGGGCCCCUCCCGACGGCUCUAUAAACCGGCGGGGCUGGGGCGCGGGGCAGCCGUCGCUGGGUGCCCGGGGCCGGGCACAGCCCUGCCCGCACCGUGCCCUGCGCCAUGGCGAGGGGACAGCUGUCGGGGGGCGCCUGGGGGGCCCUGGUGCUGCUGGGGCUGAUGCUGCCGGCCGCCCCGGCGGGCGCCUGGUACAAGCACGUCGCCAGCCCCCGGUACCACACGGUGGGUCGCGCCUCGGGGCUGCUCAUGGGCGUCCGCCGCUCUCCCUACCUCUGGCGGCGGGAGCUGCCGGCAGAGCCCCCCCGGCACCCCGAGACCCCCACCGGGGACAGCCCCCCCGGCACCCCGGGCCGCCCCGCCGGGGAGAGCCCCCCGGCCGCCGCCCCGGCCCCGCCGCCGCCCGGCCCCGGCCGCCUCCUGCAGCGCCUGCUCCGGCGGGGCUGGGGCUGGGGCGGCCCCCGCCCGGCCCCCGCACGACCCCCGCCCGGCCCCCGCCAGCCUCAGCUCUUCCCGCUUGAAGAGCUGGCUCUGAGCCGCUGACAGACGUGGUGGAGAUGCUUCCUGUGCCAGAGGAGCACGGACUGCCCGCCUGGGACCUGCUCACCUGGCAGGCAGGGAAGGGUCUCUUCAGCAGAUCUCCGGGUACUCUGACCUCUCUGGAACCACACAGACAGUGACAUCCCAAAAAACCUCUGAUUUCUCACGGCCGCUGCCCAGCCGCAGCGGUGAAUCCAUCUUGUUGCCAGGUCAGCCUUGCUCUAUGAACUCGGGGAGAAAGAAACAGGGGAGAUAUUUAUUUUUGUUUAUUUUUUUUACAUUUCUGUACUGGCUUGUUUGCAAUCUGAUAGAAACAUGUACUGUUCGCUUCCUCGGAACCUGCCCUCAUUAAAAUGAGAUGUGAUCAAAGGAAA